AUGUCGAAGUGCGUUAAGCGGUUGGAUGGAUGGAAGAGUGCUUUUAUGUCACGUGGUGGAAGAUUGAAUCUUAUUCAGUCAAUUCUGUCUUCUAUUCUGGUUUACUAUUUGUCUCUUUUUCGGAUCCCUAAGAAUGUGGCAGGGAGUAUAGAGAAAUUGAUGAGAGAUUUUUGUGGGAGGGAGCAGAUCGGUUGGGGGCUGAUCAUUUGGUAUCUUGGCAAGAAGUCUGUAAAUCUCGAAGUCGUGGUGGUUUGGGUGGUGAAGAGUAGGUAUGAGGUAGUUGAUGGUCAGUGGGAUACGGGAGGAGGGGGAAGAUUGUCGGUUCAUGGUCCUUGGAGGGAUAUUUCGGCUUUGUAUGAGGAGUAUAGGAGGAUGGUCUGUUUCAAGGUGGGGAAGGGGGAUAGGAUUCAGUUUUGGGAGGAUGUUUGGCUUGGCGAUGAUUCCUUGAAGUCUCAAUUCCCUGAUUUAUUUUUGGUGUCCAUGGCCAAGAAUUGUGUGAUUAAAGACCUGGCAGUCUUGGACGGUGAAGGGAGUGUGGGGGCCAUAGGAUGGAAAUUCCGUUUCAGGAAGAACUUGUUUGAUAGGGAGGUGUCUAUUUUCGCUCUGUUGUUGCACAUGCUUCAGGUUGUGGCUCUCCUGUCAAUUUUGGAGGAUAGGAGGAAUUCGAUUCCAGACACAAGUGGAGUUUUUAAUUGUAAGUCCGCCUUCCACUUCUUGACUUAUGCUCAUUUAGGUCCCGAGUUGGAUUGGGCUAAGAAUUUAUGGAGGAGUUUCGCUCCGUAUAAAGUUAAAUUGUUUGGAUGGUUGUUAUUCUUGGAUAAGGGUCUCUUAGUGUAUGCUUUCUUCUUGUUCUCACCUGUUCCUGUGCCAUUUGGAGGGAGGUCGGAGGGUGGCACGUUUGUGGCAGAGUACUGUUUUGGUGACUUUUUGGGCAAUUUGGCUGGCGAUGAAUAG
Messenger RNA from Humulus lupulus (European hop), 954 nucleotides. RefSeq lists its product as uncharacterized. The transcript has 3 exons. Bases 1 to 954 code for a protein of 317 amino acids. NCBI's taxonomy places the organism in Eukaryota, Viridiplantae, Streptophyta, Magnoliopsida, Rosales, Cannabaceae. The record is from RefSeq and is a predicted model, not a curated record.